Stegastes partitus (bicolor damselfish) is the source of this 856-nucleotide messenger RNA. RefSeq lists its product as uncharacterized. The transcript has a single exon. The record is from RefSeq and is a predicted model, not a curated record. NCBI's taxonomy places the organism in Eukaryota, Metazoa, Chordata, Actinopteri, Pomacentridae. Bases 1 to 489 code for a protein of 162 amino acids.
AUGAACACCACCAAUCCAGGCUCCAACUUCACUUUUAACACAGAAAGCAUCGCUCUGUCCAGCCUGACGACCACAGGUGUCCCCACUCCCACCAUCCCACAGCCACCGUCCUAUUCUUCAGACAUCCAUGACCCAGAAUUCACCAUCAUGGUGGUGCUGGGCUUGUCAUUGCUGCUGGCGGGGGUAGCAGCCUUCCUGGCAGUUUGCCGACCCUCUGAGCAGGAUGGGGACUCUGAGGCGAGCUGUGGCCUGGGAGAGAGCUUGACUCGGGGAAGAGGCUUAUCCAGUGAGCCCCAGCUAAAGGUGUGGAAGAGACUGGGCUCAUAUCGGCGUUCGUACAACCUCUCGUUCAGACGACCGCCUCAUCGCAGGCCGCAUGAGAGUACACAUGCCAUGCAGUCUCCAGCCCGACAGACGCCGCAGCCAGAGGCCAGCGUGGAGUCCCACCUCACUAUGCCUUGUCUAUUUGACUAUGUUACUGAAAUCUGACAGGCUGAUGAGAGAAGACUGACUGUUCCCCAGACGUGACACGCUGGUUUUUUAUGCUUGGUGCUGCGAACAUUACGAAUAAGGAGAGGGCAUUUCUUAGUAUUUGUUUUAACAUUCUGUGAAUUGCAGGUGGAUGAGGUUUGCUGCAAAAUUGUUAAAAGAAAGCAGCAGGCGAGCAGAUUUUUCUAAAUUGAUCAGUUUAUCCUUUGCAGCAGGUAGAACUGUAGCACUGAUUGUCUUUUCAAUUGCAGUACAGAUGCAAAUGAUUUAAUCCAUUUAUGACUCCGUUUGAUUACAGUGAACACAUAGUCAACAUAAACACAUACUAGUCUAAACAGUGACCUAAGCCUCUACGGACACCAUCACA